This is a messenger RNA of Osmia lignaria (orchard mason bee), 5094 nucleotides long. The record is from RefSeq and is a predicted model, not a curated record. NCBI's taxonomy places the organism in Eukaryota, Metazoa, Arthropoda, Insecta, Hymenoptera, Megachilidae.
UUGGAUGAACAGGGGAGAUUGUCGGUGAUGGACAAUGAGCAGCCGCAUCAGGAACUGGUCAAGUGCGUGGUCGUGGGCGACACCGCAGUUGGAAAGACCAGACUGAUCUGCGCGAGAGCCUGCAACAAACACGUGUCUCUCUCGCAACUGUUGACGACUCACGUGCCCACCGUCUGGGCGAUCGACCAGUAUAGAAUCUACAAGGAUGUCUUAGAACGAUCCUGGGAGGUAGUCGACAACGUGAACGUUUCUCUUCGUCUCUGGGAUACGUUUGGCGACCACGAGAAGGACCGACGUUUCGCAUACGGAAGAUCAGACGUAGUGUUGCUAUGUUUCUCCAUAACGAAUCCCGUUUCCCUGCGGAACUGCAAAGCGAUGUGGUAUCCGGAGAUAAGAAGAUUCUGCCCUCAGACACCGGUAUUGCUGGUGGGAUGCAAGAACGACCUGCGGUACAUGUAUCGAGACGAAACUUAUCUCAGCUAUUUUCGAGAUCGCAGUCCAUUCGUGAGGGCGACGAGGAAGAGCGAUCUGGUGAUGCCUGAUCAGGCUCGCGCCGUAGCGCGUGAACUCGGUGUAUGCUACUACGAGACCAGCGUCUUCACCUAUUACGGGGUCAACGAAGUCUUCGAGAACUCGAUCCGUGCUGCUCUGAUCGCUCGUCGCCAACAACGAUUCUGGAUGACGAACCUGAAGAGGGUGCAGAGACCUUUGCUGCAGGCACCGUUCUGUCCACCGAAACCAGUCCCACCGGAAGUAUGUCUCGCGGUAAGCACCUACGAGGAGAACAUGAGGACAUUGUGGACGAAGCCGGUUCACACCGACGUGACUUUGAUAGCCGGUAAUUGCACGUUCUCGGCUCAUCGGUGUCUUCUAGCUGCCGCAUCGCCGGCGUUCCAUCGACUCUUCUCCACGGAAUUGAUCCAGGAACAGACACCCAGAAGUUCCAGCGAAUCCAGCAUGGUGAGUACAUUUGGCGAAGCAACGGUGGGUGAUUUCAACGAGGACACCGAGUGCCUGAUACGUAUCGAUCAAUCAAAACCCACAAAAGUUUGGGAACAACUGAAGCGUCGCUCGAGCUUCCAAGUACUGCCCACGAUGGAUAACCAGAGGAAAUCAAACGGUGCGACCAGGGAACUCAAUCAUCCUGCCUUUCAGAACAUCCGUGUGUGCCUGACAGAGAAUACGAACGGAAUGCAACAACCAACUACCGUGGUGACGCUGUCCAAGUUAAUCACGCCACAGGCAAUGCAGCAAUGCCUGCAGUUCAUUUACACGGGCAGUUUGGAUAAACGGUAUCAUGAUCUACAAGAAAUCAGGCAAGCAGCCGAAUUCUUGGAGCUUCCGCAGUUACUGAUGGUACUUGGAAGUAUCCAGACAAGAGAACAGUUCAACAGUGACCUCAAUAAUCGGUACAAGCAGGUAGUGAGGCAGCGACUUGAAGAUAUUUGCCUGGAACACGGACUGUUCGCCGAUGUGGUGUUCGAGUUGGACGAUGGAAGCGUGCCAGCCCACAAGGCGAUUCUUACUGCCCGAUGCGACGUUAUGAAGGCGAUGUUCUCUGGCGAUUUCCGCGAAAGUAGCGCAAAAGUGAUAGUGUUUCCUGGAGUACGCGAGUACACGUUCCACAAACUGCUCUGCUAUCUGUACACGGACGAGGUGCCAGCAAUUUCCUCUGCCAGAUGCUUGAAUCUACUUGAACUGGCGAAUCGCCUCUGUUUGCAACGACUGGUUAACCUGGUCGAGAGCAGGGUAAUCGAAGAUCUCGAGAGGCUGUCGCAGAACGAGGGAAACGAGGCUGUGGAGAAUUGCUUGAGGCUACUGGAGCCGUGCAAGUUACACAACGCUGAUCAACUGGCAGAUUGGUGCAUGAACCAUCUGUGCGUGAAUUACAAUAAACUGUGUAAGAUGUCCCCCCGGAGUGUCCGUCUUCUUCAUCCGGAGAACCAGGAGUAUCUGAACGAGCAUCGGUGGCCUCCAGUAUGGUAUUUAAAAGACUACGAUUAUUACCAAAAAUGUUUGGCGGAACGGGACCGCGAGAACAAACCGACGUUGAAGAGGAAUCGCAAUCAGUCCGGAUGUCUGUGCUUCUCUGGCUCUAGCAAGACGAGAAGAGAAGGUUCCAGCAACGGUAGCGGCACAGCAUCGUCGGCGAACAACGAUCCACAAGCUGAACGACCUCUGUUCGAUUCAUCCAUAGAAUCUGGUGACCAGGUUGUAUGACAAGAGCCAAGCGGCAUACGCCGCUCGGUCAGAUUCAUUCUGGUCCUACCUGUGCUCAUGGUCUUCAUAUGCACCAUUUUUACUAUUUUGAUACUGCUACAGAUUUAUACUUAAGGAAAGGUAUACGCUGACAAGACAAUGAUCUAAUGCACAUACAAGGUAUACACCUGUUACUAAAGUGUACCACGAUGAAGCCUGUGUGUACUUGAAACAGGCUUCGGGUUCUUUAUCCAUUUUUCUCGUAUGCAACAGGGCUGAGAGUCUCACCCUUGAUGCAUAUUUCUUUCUUUUUUCUUCCCUAAAAAGAUACGCUCGAUUAAAGCGUAGAUUUUUUUAACAUCGAUACACGGUGAGGCUAUAUUUUUUUUCUAUGCGAACACAGUUCCAACGAAGGUAAUACCGACACUGUGCUCCCGUUAAGCGAACUUAUCGUUGAUACUUGUACGUUGUCGAGCUGCUGUAAUCCUUUUUAAAGUAACUUCCUAACGGACGUCCAUCGUUUUUAAAGAAAAACAAGCUGGUGCCUUUUGUUGAUAACUCGUCGUUACCCACUAGACAGACUAUCAAGCGUAACAUUGACCAUCUGAAAGAGAGGUUUCAACAUCUUUUCCUCGUGUGUAACGCAAGAGAAAAAGACGAGUUACGAUGCCGAUUUCGACGGUAUGCUUUCUUCGGAAUACCUUGCAUUUGAUUGUCCGUUGACACUGACAAUGGAAAUAUUUUUAAUUGUUCGUCUACUUUGAUCACGUGAAAUAUAUACAGAUUACUUCGGUUACUGUUCAGAAUAUUCAGGCUUUCAUGGUUAAUAGUGUUUUAAAACAAUGUUUCAAUGUUUCGAAAGUAUUGAAAACAUUCAAGAGCUUCAGACAUUAUUAACCAUUUUGAUAAUUAUUGUUACCUUUUUCUUUUUCCUUCUCUCUAUAAUUCUAAUUUUGCAAACUAUUAUACGAAGUAAAAAAGGGAUAUAGAAAAGGUGACAAAACAUUGAAAUCAGAACGAGCCACUGAAGCAAAAAAUUUCUCCAACAGACGAUAACGAUCGGCGUAAUUCUAUCGAUGCGUGUUAGACUGAAGAAAACGAGCAAUAGCUUUAGUUCAUAGUAAAGCGUAAAGUAUUAAGCGGUAUAUAUAUAUAAUUAUUUAAGGAUAUAAGACAGCGUACGUGAACCUCUCUCGAGCCGUAAACUAUUAUUACACAAAUCAACGCGAAUUUUUACAUCGUUUAUAAGAUUAUUCGACAACGUAUCCUCCACUCCAUCUAUUCGGUUUUCCUUCGACGAGUAAGGUUACAGCUUCUUCGAAUCGUUAGAAGACUUUCUCGUAUUUGUACUGUUUUUCUAAUCACCUACGGUUUAAGCGAAUUAUCCUCGUCGAUUGUCGAUUACCUUCGAACGAAAAAAAGGGAACGUGCAGUUCGAUCGACGCAGGCAGAGAUCGUCCAAUACAUAACUGCAACAUAUCGAUCACGGUAAUGGGUUACUGCUAGAAUUACUGUUCGCGACUACAUCGGUAAGAAUAAUUAAUAACUAGAUAAAAGGAGAGCGGGAGAGAAUCGAUUAUGUUUGUAAGAAAUAUACAUCAGGUGUAUCUAAUGUUCAUAGGAUAUAGAAUGAAGUUAUAUCAGAUAUAUUUCAAUAUAAGAGCGAAUCCUUGGGUACCUUGUAUAUUUUCUGAACAAUUUCAUACUUUUUAAAUGCACAAAUUACCGGUCCUCGUGCGUCGAAGAAGCGUAACCUUUUUGUAAUCCCAUUGUGAUCGGUUCAACUACAUGUAACAUUAGUGGUCGUUAUUGUAGACCUCUUGAUAUUCUUUAGUAGUCGAUUAUCAAAAAUAUUAUCGUUACUCAUACCGUACAUUAUUGCAUGUUAAAAGUAUACUUGGAAGGAUUGAACGAAUGAAACGAUUUGAGAGAAAGAGAUGAAAAAUAAAGAAAACAUGCGGUGAACGACUGAAAGAAGCGACGUAUGUGUUUUGACAUCCAUAAUUCUAGAUUUUAUAUUUUGUGUAUACAAUGAACAUUCGUUUUUUCACGAGCUUUCAAAUAAUUUGUAAUAUUUCGAGCUGUUUAAAAUGUUAUUCGAAUUGAACGUAAGUUCAACAUUGUAUCAAAUAUUCAGGAUAAUUCGAUCGCUACAUUUAGAUACGCGUCAAAUAAUUGAACAUAUAGAAUGAACGCAUACACAGUCACAAAAAAAAAAAAGCGUUACUGCCCACUAUGCAGGAAGUUCUGUUACGAAAACGACGUAUGCCAAAGAGUGUUUGUUCCGGUGAGGGUAAGAAUAACGUCCCACUUGUACGCUACGUCAAUUUCAAUGUCAAUGUUAUUCUUCGUCGCUCUUAAAUGUAUAUUUUAUACUGAAAUUGGUAAUCAUAGAAUUAAGGAUACAACCGUAUAUGCGGUUACAGAUAUGGAACGAUAUGGGGCAUAAAUUUUCGCACGUAUUUUAAUCGAAGUUAUCUUGUGACGCGUAAAAAAAAAAGUUAAGUUCAAUACUUAUUCAAGGCAUUUGCGAGCGCUUAGAGUUCAACACUUAUAAGUAUAAAUAUUUCAUAAUUAACAUUAUAUUUAUUACAAAGAUAACUUAAAUUCAUACGUAGAAGUACUUUUUAUCCUUAUAUUUCAAGAAUUCCACGACUAUUCGGGGUAUUUACGUCCAUCUUAUGUUUCUUCACUUUAAAUUGAAUGUUUUAGCUUCCCGCGCUCGCAAAGCCGUUGGUCCUGACCCCCUGAGGUAUCGUUGCGACAUAUGUUUUGUAACGAUAACCAGAUCGAUCAAUUUAAUUGAUUUAUAAUCAACGCGAUGGAAAAUAUUAUGGUCGUAUGCUAAAGUUUAAGCAUAAACAUCAAUUAAUAAAUAAUAAAAUUACAUGAACA